Molecule: messenger RNA, 2639 nt
Organism: Salvia hispanica
Lineage: Eukaryota; Viridiplantae; Streptophyta; Magnoliopsida; Lamiales; Lamiaceae
Source: RefSeq, a predicted model, not a curated record
GUUGUAUGCUCACUCGCUCUAAGGGGCAACCAUUAGAGUUAUUCGAUCCUGAGAUCGAAGCAUCCAACCGAAGGAGAAACGCUCAGAGAAGGCUCAACCAAAGGCGAUCACUUUCGCCUCUUAAGGGAGAACCGCCUGCUCCUGUUGCAGUAACAAUGGCGGACAACGAAGAGAACAAUGUACCACAUCCAGAUCCGGUAGUCCAACAACUCCAAUUACAACUUGCAGAUGUGGUGAAACAGCUGAAAGAAAAAGAGGAACAACAAGCCACAGUGCCAGUGCAAAACAUGUACGCUUACAGAGAGGUAGAGGACCCACCAAUUGGCAACGAUGGGAUCGAUGCCAAUCAUUUUGAGCUCAAGCCAGGAUUGCUAAAUAUGGCUGAGGCUAAUGCUUUUGCGGGGAAGGCCAAUGAAGAUCCCAACAAGCAUCUUACUAAGUUUAUUCAGAUCAGUAACACGGUGAAGCUUAAUGGGGUGAGAGAUGAACAAAUCAGACUAAGGCUAUUCCCAUUUUCCUUGAGAGAUGAUGCUAGAGACUGGUACGACAGCAUGGGGUCAGGAUCUGUUAAAACGUGGGAUGCCAUGGUAGACUUAUUUUUGGAGAAGUAUUUCCCACCCAGUGAAGUUCUAAAGAGGCAAGCAGAGAUAAUUCAGUUCCAGAUGAAGCCUCAUGAGACAAUCCGAGAAGCAUGGGCUAGAUUCAAGACACUGCUGAAAAGAUGCCCCAAACAUGGUCUAAGUCCGGGACACCAAGUCAUAACUUUUUAUAGGGGGUGUACUCCAGAUGCAAUGCGUGAACUGAAUUGGAGCGCAGGAGGAGCACUACUUCAAUUAGGAGAGAAUGAUGCCAUGCAAGUGAUUGAGAGAGUAGCUUCCACUGAUGAAGGAUGGAAUAAUGAAAGAAACAAGUCAUACAGGGUGUCCUCUGCUACAGAAGAUGAUAGAAUAGAUAGAAUGUCAAAGCAGCUUGAUCUCUUGACCACACAAUUGGGAAUUAUGGAGAUGAGACAGUCAGGGCCAGAGAUCCAAGGAGGAGUUGAAGGUGUCAACUAUGUGCACCAAGGAGGGAAUAACAUGAACUUCAACAACUAUCGCCCCAACCAAGGGGGUGGUAACUAUAACCACUAUGGUAACAAGGUGCAUCCCAAUCUCUCCUAUGGGAAUCCAAACAAUGCUCUGCAACCACCGCCAGGAUUCACAGUGUCUAAUGGGUUGGUAGAACAGCAGAAAAAGCCUACUACUGAAGAUAUCUUGGCAGCAUUCAUGAAUCAGACUACCAAGUACAUGGAGAAAACUGACAAGUACAUGGAGAGCACUAGUCAAAGGUUGGGGAAGGUUGAAAACGACGUGCAAAGCUUGAAUGUGCAUAUGAAGAGCAUUGAUACUCAGAUUAGUCAAAUUUCUCAAGCUGUAGGUGUCCAACAUCAGCCAGGGCAAUUUCCAGCACAGACCAUAAACAAUCCCAAAGACUGCAAGGCCAUACACUUGAGAGGUGGUAAAAGCUAUGAAGGACCUUCCAUGCCUGUAGAGGAAAAGAAGAGUACUCCAGAGGAAGAUGUCAGAGCAGAAGAGAAUUCCAAGGGAAAGAAUAAGGUGGACAUUCAGACCAAGAAAGACGCAAUGCCAGAAAAGCUGCCCCCUCCCUCCAUUCCUACGACAGUUAGAGUGCCCUUCCCAUUUGCGGUGAAGAAGAAGAAGUUGGAUGAGCAAUUCUCCAAAUUUCUCGAUAUUUUUAGGAAGGUGCACAUUAAUAUACCAUUGGUGGAAGCUCUGCAAGAGAUGCCUACGUAUGCAAAGUUCCUAAAAGAUGUGCUCUCCAAGAAGAAGAAGUGGAUUGAUUAUGAGACGGUGAACAUAUCUGAAAACUGUAGUGCGAUAAUUCAAAAGAAGCUACCUGCCAAGCUUAAAGAUCCUGGGAGUUUCAAUAUCUCAUGCGUCAUUGGAAAUGACAGACAGACAAAGGCACUGUGUGAUCUGGGGGCGAGCAUAAAUUUGAUGCCAUUAUCAUUUUUCAGAAAGAUGAAGAUCGGCACUCUCAAGCCGACUACAAUCACACUGCAGAUGGCAGAUAGAUCAGUCACCUAUCCUAAAGGAAUUGUUGAGGAUGUUCUGGUGAAGGUACACGACUUCAUAUUUCCCGUCGAUUUUGUAGUGUUGGAUAUGGAGGAAGACAUGAAUGUGCCGCUUAUCCUAGGGCGCCCAUUCCUAGCAACGGGAAAAGCAUUGAUAGAUAUAGCAAAGGGAGAGCUCACUCUUCGUAUGGGCAACAAACGACACAUUUUGUCUAUCUAUAAUGCUAUGAAGAGUCGUGAAGAUGAGGAACUUGUUAUGAAGAUGGAGUGCAAAGUUGUGCAUGUUGUAGAGGUCCAAAAGACACAAGCAAUUGAGUCCACAUUGGGGGAUUUUUCAUUGCCGCGGUGGAUGUUUGGUUCAUGUGGUGGAUCACUUUCUAAAGAAGAGACUGCACCAAAUUCUAAAGUGAAGGAGAAGAAAACAAAAGCUGCAAAUUCACCCAAAGUGGAAACCAAAAUUUGUGAUGGAGCUUUGAAAACUACUUGGUGGAAGAAGAGAUUGGCUAGAUCAUAUGCUUCCAAGAUUGAUAGAAAAUCCAACACCACCAUUUAUGGCGUGACAUGA